GGAGGUUUAAUGCUUGGGUACAUUCGGUUUUAAACUUUUGAAGGUUUGCAAGAAAUGUCGACGCUGUUUCGUCCUAUAAUUAAUAAUAAUUGAUAAUUAUGCUGGCCGUUUAGAUAGCUAGAUUCAUUGUGCAACUGUUGUAAAUCGUGUAAGUUUAUAUAGUUAAUUAAGUUAAGUUAAGGAAAAACUGAGAAGAUAUUGAUAAUAUAUAAAUAUAUAUAAUAUAAAAUAAAAUAAAACAAACGUAAAUAAAACCUUUCCACUCGGAAAGUUAAUUAAAUUAAUAAUUUUAUUCCCUCACGUCCUGAAAGACAGCCUUAGCAGCAGUUGAAUAUGCCGCGGAGUUCUGAUGUGGUCUGCAUCAUCGUGACGAUGCCCAAUUCUUACGAUUUUGUCGUUGAGGCUCCCAGAAGCGCCAGCGGUUACUUCGUCUUUGAUAAGGUCUGUGACAAGCUGAAGCUGCUGCAGAAAGAUUUCUUUGGCCUUCAAAUGAUUGAUGAGGAGAAUAACAAAAGAUGGUUGAAUUUGAGGAAUUUAAUAGUAAGUGAGGUUGGUAGCUCCCAGUUCUUCCGAUUUCUGUUUGGUAUAAAGUUUUUUGUUCAGACUCACUACCUUCUGCAAGAAAGAACGAGAGAAAUAUUUUUCCAACUUGCCAAAAACCAAAUCAUCGAAACAGAGGGACCCCCGAUGUUAAGCGAAAGCCUUUUAAACACGUCACUAACAAUUUUAGCUCAAUAUUACAACAGCAGCAACAGUAAACAUUCCAAUUUAGAAGACGAUGACACGACCUACGAAACAGUGCUACAGAAGUUAUCCUCAUCGUCAAAGGCAACAGACAACAGCAGCAGCAAAUUACUAUUUAAUGAUUUACUAAGGGAAGCAAGUAGAAACGAGAUAAGGACGUUAUUUCUCAGGAACAUGUCACAUUACAUGAAUGCCAUUGGUCACAAGUACACCGCUGAGUUGGAUAGGGAGGUUGUGGUGAUCGGGGUGCUACCUGGUGGCAUAUCAUUUCUAUCAAACUGUCUUGAACCUCUUAGGAGCUACCCCUGGUGCAGUUUACAGCAGGCCACACAAAACGCCCUUGAGGUCACUGUCAAGGUCAUAUCAGAUGACCUCUCGAUCAAACCUCUCAAGUUCAUGCUUCAUAAUAAGUCCUCAGCCAACGCAUUCUACAGAGACCUGACAGAGGUGUACACAUUUUUUCAUUGUGACUCAGUGGCAGAGCCAGUUAUGCAGCAGUUUUGUAGAGACUUCAAAGGCACAUUUGCUGCUCUUUUCGUUGAAAAUUCUGAUUAUGGCAAAGAAUACAUAUUUGAUAUAGAGCAUACGCUGAAAGAGUCAGAUGAUAGGAUUAGAAGACACAUAUACAAAGAAGAGAAGAACAAACUAAGUGAAAAUAAUAAUAAUAACAAUAAUAACAACAAUAAUAAUAACAGUAAUAUUGAUUCGUGUAGUCGGAGUAGCAACUGCAUAACAUCUGUUGAAUAUAAACUGCCAAGUGAUUUUGAUAAAGAGAAUGCUAAUACCAUUGAUGGUAAUUGUGCUGGUGUUUCUUGCAGAGCUGAUUGUCCGUCUGCCGAUAAACUGAAGAGUGUACGAGACAGCUUCCUAUGUUGCAUAUGCGCUGAUCGGGAAAUAGGCACAGCUCUUGACCCUUGUGGUCACGCGUUCACUUGCUACAAAUGUUCCGACAGAAUCGACAGCUGUCCGAUCUGUAAGAGGGAUGUGCUGAAAGUUAUCCGCCUGUAUCUGCCGCAUUCGUUCUAUAAUCGAGCAGACGAUCAAAUUUUACCGUAUGUCUCAUAGCGCGUUGUUUCAGUUCUUUGUUUUAGUUUUUUGUUUAUCUUAAAAAUCUCCGUCUUGCUGGUUUUAAGUAUUUUUUUUAUUUGCGGUUGUUUUUUUUUCUAUAGUUCGUUCAUAAUUUUGUUUCUUCUGUAUGUGUUUCAUUGUGCGUAUGAAUUGAUGUCUUUGUUGACAGUUUCAACCCGAGUUUGUGUUUUUAUACCGGUAUACGUGUGUAUGCGUGCGUGUGUGUAAGUAAGUGUAUGUACGCGUGUGUGUGUGUACGUGUGUGUGUGUGUGUGUAAGUGUAUGUGCGUGUGGUGACAAGGCUAUUGAAAAAAAACCAGUGUUUCAUUUACAGACUGUUGCAUACGAUCAAUAAGAAAUAAAAUUUUUUUAUAUAUUAUAUUGGCACCAACAUUAUUGCUUUACUACGUCUUAUUAUUAUUAUUGUUAUUAUUAUUAUUGCUAUUGUUAUUAUUAUUAUUACUACCCCUAUUAUUUUUGUUGUUUUCAUGAAUAACCAAUGAACAUUUUACAAAUUUAUUUUACGCUUUCAUUACUUUAUUAUUAUUAUUCUCAAAAUUUUCAUUUAUAAUUAAUCAAAAAUUUUCAUUAAACAGUUGCUUUUGUUCAACAUUUAUAUAUAUAUAUAUAUAUAUAUAUAUUA
Messenger RNA from Helobdella robusta, 2455 nucleotides. RefSeq lists its product as hypothetical. Gene Ontology annotation, molecular function: ubiquitin-protein transferase activity. The record is from RefSeq and is a predicted model, not a curated record. The transcript is spliced from 10 exons. Lineage: Eukaryota; Metazoa; Annelida; Clitellata; Rhynchobdellida; Glossiphoniidae. Gene Ontology annotation, cellular component: cytoskeleton. Gene Ontology annotation, biological process: ubiquitin-dependent protein catabolic process. The coding region runs from base 334 to 1809 and encodes 491 amino acids.